This is a messenger RNA of Pristis pectinata (smalltooth sawfish), 1256 nucleotides long. RefSeq names its product platelet-derived growth factor subunit A-like. The transcript has 8 exons. The record is from RefSeq and is a predicted model, not a curated record. Lineage: Eukaryota; Metazoa; Chordata; Chondrichthyes; Rhinopristiformes; Pristidae. Gene Ontology annotation, cellular component: membrane. Gene Ontology annotation, molecular function: platelet-derived growth factor receptor binding; growth factor activity. Gene Ontology annotation, biological process: positive regulation of protein autophosphorylation; positive regulation of ERK1 and ERK2 cascade; platelet-derived growth factor receptor signaling pathway. The coding region runs from base 192 to 836 and encodes 214 amino acids.
AAGAAAGGAAGAUAUGGGUAUGUGAAAAAUUUCUUGGCACGGUCUGGCGAGAGGGACCACCAACGACCUUCUCAUAUUUAGGCAAACACUCAUGACAAGGAUGACUUGCUAUCACUCCCGUUUUGUGGUCAGUUGGAACCGCAGAUUCUUCCACUGAUGGGGCAGGAACCGGCUGAUGGAAUGGGCAGGAAAUGCCAAAAAAUAUGAACAAAGAGGAAGGUCUCCCAGAAGAUGUCCUGAAGAUGAUUGCACAAGCAGACAUCCGAAGUAUCAGUGAUCUAGAAACUCUCUUGGGUGUCGAGGCCAAAGACUCUGCUCGUUUCACAUCUAGAUCCAGAACAGGUGUGUCACAUUGGCUGGAUUCAUACAAAACUUCUCACGAAUACCUUCGACAAAUGGCCCGCAAUGAUGAACACUCGCCCCCGUUGCAUCACCCAGUAGCACCACAAGAGUCUUCACCACAGAACCAACAGCCAUCAUUUAAAGCAGUACACUUCAGGACAAAAGCAGCUGGAUGCAAAACAAGAGCAGUUACGGUUGACGUUCCUCGGUACAAAGUGGACCCCACUUCAGUGGGAUUCUUUCUGUGGCCAUCGUGUGUUGAAAUACAGCGCUGCUCUGGUUGUUGUAACACCAAAACGUAUAAAUGCAUUCCAUCUCAUGCAAGUUACAGGCCCUUUCAGAUAGCAAAGAUAACUUAUCGAUAUGGUCGGAAAGAGCUCACUGUUCACACUGUAAGCAUCAGAGAGCAUCUAAGCUGUAACUGCACAGAGCUAGCAAAGUUACAUCAUCCAAGGUUUCCCUCAAAAUAUUACAAACACUCAACUGACAACUGAGAGGCAACCUCACAGCUGGCACACAAGACUACAAAGCACGUAAAUGAAAAAAACUAAUAUAUUGCAUGCAUUAAAGAGGCAGUAUUCUCUCUCACUCUUUCUGGACUAUGCAAGCAUCCUUCCCUUAAGCCGGCCCAAUGAAGACCAGUUGGGGCUGGGACUGGUGGGAUAUUUUGCGCUAUGGAUUCUUGAUCACUGGGGACCCUGCCGGGUCCACUUGUGAUGUGCAAUAACAGAGAGGAGCUUCCUUGUCUUUUCUACACUUCUCAAUUCAGUGACAUGCAACAGUUCCACAGCAUGGAGAGGAGUGAUCCUCAGACUAGGAACUGUGGAUAAGAGAGACAAUUUGUUUAAUUUCUAAACUUUCAUUUAGCUGGUAAGGGGCUUAUGGUUCACAAUGAAGAUUUAUAACAAAAAACU